Molecule: messenger RNA, 537 nt
Organism: Talaromyces proteolyticus
Lineage: Eukaryota; Fungi; Ascomycota; Eurotiomycetes; Eurotiales; Trichocomaceae
Product: TCTP family protein
Exons: 3
Coding region: 1-537 (178 amino acids)
Cellular component (GO): cytoplasm
Molecular function (GO): calcium ion binding
Source: RefSeq, a predicted model, not a curated record
AUGCUUAUUUACAAGGACAUUAUCACCGGUGACGAGAUCAUCUCGGAUACCUACAACAUCAUCCCCGACGGCCCCGUCCUCUGGACAGCCGACUGCCGCAAAUACCUCAAGGGUGGUGAGAACUUCGAGCUCGAGGGCGCCAACCCCUCUGCCGAGGGUGGUGAUGAUGAGGAGGGCGGCGAUGGCGAGAAGGUCAUGGUCCAUGAUAUCGAGGACCAGUUCCGUCUCGUCUGGCUCAAGGACGAGGAGGGCAUGAAGCCGUCCAAGGAUAACUUCAAGAGCCACCUCAAGGCCUACGUCAAGGCUGUCAACAACAAGCUCAAGGAGAAGGGUGUCGCCGAGGACCAGAUCAAGGAGUUCCAGGCCGGCGCCGCGGCCGCCGUCAAGAAGAUCCUCGCCAACUACGAUAACUACGACAUCCUGAUGAACCAGUCCAUGGACCCCAACGGCAUGCACGUUCUGAUUGACUUUCGCGAGGAUGGUGUGACUCCCUUUGCCACCGUCUGGAAGCACGGUCUCGAGGAAAUGAAGGUCUAA